GAGCAGACAGAAGGGCCACAGGGGGGGGCAGGGGGAUGGAGCCCCUGGGCUAGGACGCCCCCCUCUCCUCUCUGCCAGCUCCAGACCAGAGUCCCAGCCUUGGGCAGAGCUACUCACGCAGCCCAGCCCAGAAGACAGAAUGAGGGGGGCUUCCUGCCUCCAGGCCCUGCUCCUGCUGGUGCUGGGAGCUGCUGGGACCCAGGUAAGGAAGUCUGCAGCCUGCGGGCAGCCCCGUGCGUCCAGUCGGAUCGUGGGGGGCCGGGAUGCCCAGGAAGGAGAGUGGCCCUGGCAGGCGAGCAUCCAGCGCCGUGGGGCGCACGUGUGCGGGGGGUCGCUCAUCGCCCCCGAGUGGGUGCUGACAGCGGCGCACUGCUUCCCCAGGAGGGCGCCGCCGUCAGAGUACCGCGUGCGCCUGGGGGCGCUGCGCCUGGGCCCCGCCUCGCCCCGCGCGCUCUCGGCGACUGUGCGGCGGAUGCUGCUGCCCCCAGACUACUCGGAGGACCGGGCCCGCGGCGACCUGGCGCUGCUGCAGCUGCGCCGCCCGGUGCCCUUGAGCGCUCGCGUCCAGCCGGUCUGCCUGCCCGCUCCUGGCGCCCGCCCAGCGCCCCGCUCACCGUGCUGGGUCACUGGCUGGGGCAGCCUCCGCCCAGGAGUGCCACUCCCAGAGUGGCGACCGCUGCAGGGAGUGAGGGUGCCUCUGCUGGACUCACGCACCUGUGACCGCCUCUACCACGUGGGUUCGGACGUGCCCCAGGCCGAGCGCAUAGUGCUGCCAGGGAACCUGUGUGCCGGUUACAUCGAGGGCCGCAAGGACGCCUGCCAGGUGUACCUCCCUGCCCCCAGCCUCCGAUCCACACCCCUGUGCCCAGCACCUACCUUCCUAGACUCCAAGACCCAAAAUAUACCAACUCCAGGCUCAGUGUCCUGGCCCCCAACCCAGAGGUACAACCUCAGGGCUCUAGAGCCUACAGAGUAUUCUCAAGUCUUGGGAAGGCUGGGGCCUAAGAUCGCUUUUCUUCUGCAGGGUGACUCUGGGGGACCCCUGGCCUGCCUGCAGUCUGGGCGCUGGGUCCUGGUGGGCGUGGUGAGCUGGGGCAAGGGUUGCGCCCUGCCCAGCCGACCGGGUGUCUACACCAAUGUGGCCACAUACAGUCCCUGGAUUCAUGCUCACCUCAGCCUCUAAUGGUGGUUGGUGAUGUUGAUCUGGAGCCAGACGCUGGGGUCCCUCAGCCCCCGGGGACCUACAGAAACCCCCUUCUCCUCUUGUGAGGCUGAGAUGCCUAAUAAAGCUAAGGGGCCAUCCCUGGCCGCCUCUGCUCCCUGGGGCUCACCAAAUCUGACUCCCCCCAUCCAGGUGUCUUUCCUGCAUGCUGGGGUCACACUCCCUCCCCUUCUGGCUUGUAUUUACCUUCCUCAGCCCUGGCCAGGGGUGGGUGUGGAGCACCCCGAGAUGGGCAGACCUGCGGGUGCACCAUUGGGCCUACACGCCCGUCUUUUUCUGGAGGGAGCCAGGCAGAUUUGGAGCAUGAGAGGGAGACUCUCCGUUGCUGGAGUUGCAGGUGGAGGGGCCACGAACUGUGAGCAACAUCUGGGCGCUGACAGCAGUCCCAGCUGACAGCCAUCAGGGAAACCAAAACCUCAGACCCACAACCCCAAGGAACUGAAUUCUGCCAACACCCCAAAGAGACUUGGAAGUGAAGUCUUCUUCCACCUCCAGAUAAGAGGCCCACAGCCAAUCCCUUGAUUUCAACCUGGUGAGACCUUAAGCAGAGAACCUACAUGAGCUACUGGACUUCCAACCUACAGAGUUGUGAUUUAGUAAAUUUGUGUUGUCUUAA
This is a messenger RNA of Microcebus murinus (gray mouse lemur), 1838 nucleotides long. It is a transcript of the gene PRSS33, whose product is annotated as serine protease 33. Gene Ontology annotation, biological process: proteolysis. The record is from RefSeq and is a predicted model, not a curated record. NCBI's taxonomy places the organism in Eukaryota, Metazoa, Chordata, Mammalia, Primates, Cheirogaleidae. Gene Ontology annotation, molecular function: serine-type endopeptidase activity.